Molecule: messenger RNA, 3049 nt
Organism: Amoebophrya sp. A120
Lineage: Eukaryota; Dinophyceae; Syndiniales; Amoebophryaceae
Source: the annotation of a GenBank genome assembly
GUUCGUUAUUGGAGUUAGCGUGACGAGGUGCGUUUCAAGCUUGUGUCAUCCCAGUGACAACAUACGAAACAUAUAAAGGUUUGAACUAGAGUAGUGGCAUAAUGAGAAGUGCGUCGAAGCACCGGCAACUGACACGGUGGAUUCUUCCGGCCCUCACCGUAUCACUCCACCUUUCGUGGUCCGUAUUGGUCACCGUCGAAGGUCGGGCCAACCUCGUUACACCGGCGGCAGCUCCGGCAGGGUUUGCCCCACAAGGCGCCUUUCUUCCCGCCAGCAAUGCCCCUGUCGUGCACCCAUUUCUUCUCCGACCUGGAGCAGGUGCUGCGCAAUUUGUGACGCCGCCAAAUAAUCUCCAGCUUGGUGGAACUGGAUUGGUCAAUGCGGCUGCACCCGCGCAACUGCAAGUGCAACCACAACAGCUGCAGCUACCGAACAUCACAGCCAGCAUCGCCGCCCUGGCCACCGCCCACCAGGCUGCUUCCGGAACAACCGCCGCAACUGGUGCGAGCAAUUUGGCUGCGCAGACCAAUCGAAUUUCCCAAAUCUGCCAAGCUUUGCAAACCGGCGUGAAGAACGGGCAGGCACUGCCGAUGAUUCUGGGCGUGGCGCUCUCUUACUACCUCGGAAGCGGCGGGGAUUACGAAACACUACUGCAAAAAGCGCAGGAGUACGCGCCAUACAUUUCUGCGGCGUUGACGCUGUGGGGCGUCUAUGUUGCAAGUACGGCGAACACGCCGAAAGACACCGCCAUGGAGAAACAGUUCGCGGAGCUGCAGGCUUCCGUGGAAAAACUGAAGCUUCUGCGCUACCAAAUCCAGCAGUGGCAGACGUACGCCGACCAGUGGCAGAAACUCCCCGUAGCUGGUGCUGCAGGAGGGACGGGUGGCAUUAAUAUUGGAGCUGCUCCCGGAACAAGUGCGGCGGGCGGGUUUGCUUUGCAAUUCCCCGGGCAGCAAGGAGCUGUUGCGCCGGCGCUUCCCGUGGGAGGACACCAGCAACUGCAGCAGCCAGCUGCACAGGGAGCCCAGCCUUUCAUUCCACCGGCGGCGCGGCUACCUGUUGCAGCCGAUGAUCCCCCUAACGCCCAAGCAGGCCCAAGCCAGGGUCAAGAUCUGCCGGCGCCCCAGCCCACGGGUGCUGAGCGAAAAGAAGACGCAGCGGUUUCUGUUGGUCCCCCGGAGUUGCAAAAUACGUUUACCUCCACGGCAAGCAGUCAUGAUCAAUGGAGUGCUUCCAACCGCUUGGACAUCGAGCGUAUCCGGAUGCAGCUGGCUUCCGGCCAACUGAAGCUGGAAGACCUCGUGGCGUCAGACCCGAUGCAGCAACCAACUGCCACGUUGCCACAGGUUGUGGCUCCUGGAGCUCCGAUCACAACAGGUGCAACGCUGGCACCACCGGGCGCUGGACCCUCAGUAAUGCCAUCCUUCUUGAACAGACCUGGUAUGAUACCAGGUGGGCAAGCUACGGCUGGCGGGAUGCAGCCUCUUCGCCCUAUCUCGUCUCCUCCGCAACCGCACUUUGCCGUGCAGACUCGAGAGAUCAGGAUCGGAGCGUUAGAUGCCGGUGAGGAUGAACAGGAAGGUAAGAUUUAUUGUAUGAGAUCGGUGCUUCUGCUUUCGAAUCACGAACGCAACAAAUAACCCUGGUACCGCCCUGGGGUACCUCUACUGUGAGUAGUUGACGUAGAUAUCUGUUGAAUGGCUUGCCUAUCUAUUUCUCUACCAAAGGUGAUUCCGCACCCACCGUGAUCCAGUACGCAGCCGAUGCGAGGACCGCCCCUGCUGCGAUCCCCGCAGCAGCCACCGCCGGAACUACUCCUGAAAAUGCCCUGGUCCACCCAAACGCGAUGGACGCGCUUGCCACGCACACCGCCAGUACCCCGCUGCUCCGCAAAAUGAAAGCGAACUGUUCGACCUGUGCGAAAGACAAGACCCGCACACUGCUGAAGCAGCAGCAGGAGCUAGUGCGUUCGUUGCUGGAGGCGCACGACGCGUUGGCUAAAUCUGCCGCGGACAAGUAUAAUCUGUAUCUGUCGCUGCUUGAAGAAGACAAAAGCCGUGUCCGGCAAGAGUUGCUCAGUGCGGCAUUGUUGGAGGAUCCGAACUCUCCGUCCGCACGAGGAUCAACAGCCGCUCCGGUUGUACAAGCCCGCGCUCGCAGCCGGCCGAUGUCGUGUGGGGCGUCCGUUUGUAACCGGAUGAUCUGUCCCAGAAGGCGCGCCAGAUACCACGAACCGGGCGCGCAAGCAGGCGCAGACGGAGAAGCUCCUGCGCACGACGUCGAGGACAUUGAAAAUGCUGAAGGCACUGCGGAUGAAGAUUCAAGCGAUGACUCCGAAUCCGUCGCAGCGCUAUCGGAUGAAGAGAUCAAAACCCAGCUGGUAAUGAACGUGCUGGAGGCCGGAGACGAGGGAGCGCUUUCCCUGACGUCCGCAGAACAAAAAGUGAAACUGCACCAGAAGCGGAAGAGCAAUCGCUGCAUACGCGGAGCGAACCAGGUGGCCGCGUUUUUCCGAAAGGUCUUGUGCUGUGGCUGCGAAUGCUUCACGAAGUGGUGCACCUGUUUCCGAAUAGUGCCUCCAAAGUCCGCAGCAGAGCUCAGCCAGCGCUUGUACGAGGGAGCGGACGACAGUCGGCUGUGGCUCGGCCAGCACAGCGCCCUCACUGCUAUAGCCCAUCACCGCGUCAAUUUGGCACUGCAUCAGCUACAGGCCGCGGAAAAAGAACUGGCUGACGGAUAGAGGAAUCUAGAUUUUGGAUGUAAAAAAUUGAUUUUGCACUAGUUAAGCUUUUUUAGAACAAACGGUAGGCGCGUGGAGCCAUGUUUUUCCGAGAAUAGAGUCUGUGGGUACCUAGGUAGUGUACCGCUUUUGUUACUUGAGGUAAUCUUAGUACUUAGAAGUUUCCGAUAGAAAGAACCCCGAAAAUACAGUUUGCUGAUGUACUCAAUUUUCUGAACAAACCCGAGCGCCAUUUUUGGUUUUAUAAAGAACAAGAAGAAGAAUUACAGACACCGAUAGCCCAUUCGGAGACGAUGACGACGAUUGAAC